UUUUUUUCUCCAUUCACUGCGCCCAGUCACAGCAAUUUCUUCAAACGGGUUGUGAACGCGCUGGCGGAUCGUGGCCAUUCCGUCACAUUUUGGAAUGGAUUGAAACCACAGAAUGAAAGUGCCCUACGAAACAGAAAUCAAAAGAUUAAUUUAAGUCUGUUAUAUUCACCGCAAUUGGAGAAAUUCAACUUGGACCAUCAAGUAAAAUUUCACGAUCAAAACAAUCAAUUUCUUCUCUUUUUCAACAUGGCCAAUCGACUGGAAAUCUUUUGCAAAUCAAUUUACCAGGAUCCCAUCUUCCACCAGCUGAUGAACACCAAAGAAAGAUACGAUUUAAUUAUAGUCGAAGCAAUUUUGAAUGAUUGUGUUUUACCAUUGAUUCGGAUCCUCGACGCCCCGCUCAUUUACACGAACGGCAUAGCACCGACGCCUUGGCUGUUGGACAUUUUGGGUUCACCUCUGGCCCUCGAUCAUUUCCCUAAUCCUGGACUCAGUUUUACAGAUGAGAUGAACCUUUUUCAGCGUACAUUCAAUACGAUUUCCAGCCUAGUGGUCCUGUAUUUUCGUCAUUGGUUUACGAUGUCUGUCGUCGAUCGCGUCGCUCGUGACAUGCUGGGAGACAAUCUGACAACCAUCGAUGAGAUUGAAAGUCGUUAUUUGAGUUUAUUGAUUACUAAUACUCAUUUCAGUAUAAAUUACCAGCUACCAACAUCUUCGGCAGUUAUUGAAGGAGGCGGACUGCAUUGCGUUCCACCUGAACCGCUACCACACGAAUUGGAAUCAUUCAUUGAUGCUUCUGGUGAUGCUGGAUUCAUCAUUGUUAGUUUCGAUUCCAUUUUGAAAGGAGUCGAUAUUCCGAAUAACGUGCGUCGCAUUUUCCUAUCUACUUUUGCCCGCCUGUCACAACGUGUCCUAUGGAAAUGGGAAGAAACUAUCGGCAUCAAGGACGAAAGGAUUCCAUCUAAUAUUAGACUGUUACCUUGGUUACACCAACAAGAUCUUCUCGGCCAUUCCAAGGUCCGUCUAUUCAUCACACACGGUGGCCUUUUCAGCAAUCAAGAAGCAGUUUUUCAUGGCGUUCCCCUCAUCGUUCUACCCGUCUUUGCCGACCAGCCAAUCAAUGCUCAAAAGGCUCUGGACGACGGCUACGCCAUUCGAUUUUUUUAA
Molecule: messenger RNA, 1167 nt
Organism: Daphnia magna
Lineage: Eukaryota; Metazoa; Arthropoda; Branchiopoda; Diplostraca; Daphniidae
Product: UDP-glycosyltransferase UGT5-like
Exons: 1
Molecular function (GO): UDP-glycosyltransferase activity
Source: RefSeq, a predicted model, not a curated record